AAGUUCUUAAAGCAUCGAAUGCUGACGGCGAGAGCUGCUUGGCCGUUGCCAGUGGCGGCAUCCCAGGCUAAACCGUGGUGAUCGGUGAGAUCGGCGAGCUUGGAGAACCAUUCUGAUGGGUAAUUGGGUCUGGCGUCUAGGAUUUGUGGAAUUUAAGACUGGGUUAGUUGAAGAAAGACGUCAUUGCUUACAGACUACAGAGUCAAUGCUUUCUCGUUACUUUUCAGAUCCGAAGAGUAAACACCAUGGAGACACUGGAAACUGAGAAACUCUUCUCAGUGGAAAAACCUCUGCUGAAACCAGUUUCAGAUCAUUCUGUGGAGAUGACAAGGCAUGGAAGAAACGCUGUUGUCUCCGUUCUGCUUCAGCCUGUCCAGUGGCUACGAAUGUUGUGUUCUCGGCUAAAUCCGAGCUUUGUUGUAGGCGUGGUCCUUGUAUACGGCCUAAACCAAGGGUUCUCCGGUUCAAUAUUCAAAGUCAUCACAGAUUAUUACUGGAAAGAUGUGCAGCAAGUGCAGCCAUCGGUUGUGCAGCUUUACGUGGGACUGUAUUACAUCCCCUGGGUCAUGAGACCCGUCUGGGGUCUCUUCACGGAUGUUUUCCCGAUCAGAGGUUACAAAAGAAAGCCUUAUUUUGUGGUCGCUGGUGUUCUUGGUUUGGUCUCUGCGAUUGCACUUGUAGUUCUUGGUAAGUUGCCUGCUGCUUUGGCUUUGAGCUGUCUCUUAGGUGUCUCUGCGGCUAUGGCCAUUGCAGAGGUGGUAAUUGAUGCGUGUAUAGCAACAAACAGCAUCAAUAUCCGGUCUUUGGCUCCUGAUAUACAGAGCCUUUGUAUGGUUUGUUCGUCUGCUGGUGCUUUAGUGGGAUACGCAACUAGUGGAGUCUUUGUUCACAGGCUUGGACCUCAGGGAGCAUUAGGGGUAUUAACACUGCCACCUGCAACGAUUAUCAUACUUGGGCUUUUCAUCUACGAGAAAAGAUCUUCUACUGUCCUUAUACAGAAAAACAAAAAGGACGAAGAUGGCGUAGGAGUAGCGGUGAAGGGAAUGUACAAAACUAUAAAGUACCCUCAAGUAUGGAAGCCAUCACUUUACAUGUUCAUAUCGCUAGCUCUCAAUAUCAGUACUCAUGAAGGCUACUUCUACUGGUACACUGAUCCUAAAGCUGGUCCCGCCUUCUCCCAGGAGUUUGUGGGCAUAAUAUAUGCGAUAGGAGCUUUAGCAUCGAUGUUUGGAGUUCUGAUAUACCACAAGAAGCUCAAAGGCUAUUCCUUUAGGCACAUACUCUUCUUUGCACAACUCCUAUACGGCUUAUCAGGAAUGCUCGACCUCGUCUUCAUCAAACGCUGGAACAUAGUCCUUGGGAUACCCGAUUCCUUCUUUGUGAUAACAGAAGAAUCUUUCUCAAGGAUCAUAAGUAAGAUCAGGUGGAUCCCCAUGAUCGUUCUCAGCACAAGGCUUUGUCCUCUGGGAAUCGAAGGCACGUUCUUUGCUUUCCUCAUGUGCAUUGAUAGCUUCGGACAGCUUGCUUCUAAGUGGAGUGGAGGGUUGGUUCUUCACGCUUUUGGUGUCACCAGACACGAGUUUGGGAACCUCUGGCUCGUGAUUCUUCUUAGGAAUGUCCUGAGAUUCGCUACGCUGUGUUUCAUUGUCCUCGUUCCGGAUUCUGAUCAUUUGGAUGAUCUUGUACCCUCUGAUGUGUUGCCAGAGAACCAACCAGAAGAUGACGAUGAUAUUAAACUUUUGCUUUUGUAAAGGUUUUUUGUAUACUGUUUCAAAACACUAACUACAUGUCGUUUCUUAGAAGAGAAUACUCGCAGCUAAUUUCUAAAAAACAGCUUGUAGUUUUCACAUUAUAAAUGGAAUACACGCUGUUUUAU
Raphanus sativus (radish) is the source of this 1876-nucleotide messenger RNA. Its product is annotated as probable folate-biopterin transporter 6. The transcript has 6 exons. The coding region runs from base 246 to 1751 and encodes 501 amino acids. The record is from RefSeq and is a predicted model, not a curated record. Lineage: Eukaryota; Viridiplantae; Streptophyta; Magnoliopsida; Brassicales; Brassicaceae. Gene Ontology annotation, cellular component: membrane.